AUGGAUCGCAGGAAAAUGGAGAAGUUGCGCUCUCAAGCGAAAGAAAUGCAAAUACGAUAUGCACCGUUACAGGGAAAAAAGGCUACGUUUCACGCGAAUUUACCGCAAGUCAGCAGACGCGCGAGCGCCAUAGAUAACAAAACAUCACGUCCAACAGUCGCCAUGAAGACAGGUGCAUCGCUCAUACCGGAUUUGAAUAAACUAAUUAAUCGUGCGCGCGAAUAUCCCGAUGACCGCUUCGUCUAUUUGACUUAUAUGCUCAGCAAGUCGAGCGAAUACUUCACGCCCUACAGUUUGAUGGAAGUGGAAUAUGCAGACCUACCGAAUAAACAUCAAUACUUCACGAUGAGCCGACAUGGCGUCACCUAUUGGCAUUUGUCCGAGAACUUUUUCACCCCACUCACACAAUGGCAGCAGGAGUUUCAACAGUUUCUGAGCAUCAUUAAGAUACAUAGCUUUGCCGUGUUUCGUGUGUGGAAGGGUUUCAAAGUCUGGGAGAAAACGGUGAAAUGGCGCAAGCAGAAUGACGCGCGCAAUUACUUGAGGGAACAUCUUUUCAUUGCCAUACCACCACUAGCCAAGGCGAUACUACAGUUUCGCGCAGAUAUUGUACAGUUGAACAAGUUGUCCUUUCUCAAUGUCGCAGUUAUUGAAGAAUGGCAUCCGUUCUAUUUUCUGGAGACGCAAAUGCGUGUAUACGAACGCAUGAAAGCGACACUGCGCGAGUUCCACGAUCGCUCAAAGACGAUGUUAUUUGAAGCCUGCACUGCAGCUAUAGUACAGCGCGGUUUCUUUCCGACGGACGAAAUUAAUUUUUUUCCAUCCAUUAAGAAAAUGAAGGAAGCCAUGAAUUUCACGGACCGUGCGAAGAAGCGGAAUUUUUGCAAAAUGCUUUCGAACUUUCUCAGCUAUUGUGACAAUUUAAUGUAUCAUAUGUUGCAUCAACUAACCGCAAAGAGCUUUCGAGCAUUGGUUGAAUCCAUGGCGAUGCAUCACAAAAUCGCACCAACUAUGGAAGAACUGCAAGAAAAUCAAAGACUAGACGAACAAAUCGAAGUUCCACGCCCGGAAAAUAUACCAGCGAAUCCAUUCUUCAUCGCAGAGCUAUAUAUGCUAACGGAUCGUAUUGAUGUGGAUCCCUCCGAAGAGGUACUGAAGCAUAUUUUCCAACGUAUAUCUUCAUUGAUUUUGGAGACAGUUACCGAAAUGGAAAACUACACGGAUGACAAGCUUUUCAACCAAUAUACAGAACCUUCCAUCAUGGGUCGCCAGGAGGAACGCUUAGCAAUUACCGCACCAGAUUUGAACUUCCUCUUGCGUACCGAUGUCCAAUUUCAAACCGAUCGUAAACUUAUAUUCGCUUACAUACGCAAUGCGUAUGAAAAGGCGAUGCUCUAUGCCGAACGUUUCGAAACUAUACGCACCAAUUAUGAGAUAGAUAUGACGACAGAUCCGAAGUUGCUUACAUCGGAGCGAGAUUUGGAUGCAUUGAGGGCUUACUGUAAUCGCUACUGCAAUAAUGUACGCGCUUUGGAUGGCAUAUUAUCGGUUGUUAAUUUGGGGCUCUUAAAGUUGACCCAAUCGAGUUUCAAAGAAACCGUUACGCCGAUCUGUCAUAGCCUAACAAAUGUGCUUGCUACAUAUAUACCAAAGCUAGCCGCCGACGAGGUAGAUCGUAUUACUCAAGAGGCACACGAUGUCAUCAGCCUCAUACGCACCGAACCGGAAACCACUUUGGAAAUUGUCGAACAUAUACGCAUGCUGGAGCGUAUUGAUGAAGACUUUACUAAGCUUUUCGCCGAUAUCGACUAUGCGCAUGAUCUCUUCAUGAUCAUUAAAGAAUUCGAAAUACCAUGCGAUGAUGAGCGGCGCGAAGACUAUAUGGAUUGCGAAGAUCUUGUGAAUAGAGGUAAUGAUAUGCUGAAGGAGGCACAAGGGAAGCGACCCGAGUUCAUAAAACAGUUAGACGAACGCAUGCUAGCCGAUAUUGAGAUAUUGUAUCAUGAGAUACAUGAAAUAGCGCUUUCGGUUCAAGUCCCAGAACUAUUAGAUUUAAAAACCGGCAGUGCCAAAGCAAAGAGCAUGUUGGACGAGUUGUUCAAGCGGCUUAGCGACUGUAAAGAGCGCGCUGAAGAGUAUAUUGGCUAUCAGAAGGAGUUUAAGAUUGACAUAUCGCAAUUUUUCGAAAUGGACAACACAUUCCAAGAAAUCCGUCUACGCAGCAAUUUAUGGCAAUCGCUGGACGAAUGGUUUGCCGCUUUAGACACUUGGGUUGAUACCGAAUUCAAUAACUUAAAUGUGGAAGAUAUGAAUAAUUUGAAUAUGAAAAUAAUCAAAAACUGUCUGCAGUUCGAGAAAUAUUUACCACCAAACAAUAUAGUGCCGAAGAUGAAAAACUCCGCCGAAGAGUUCAGACAAAAGCUGCCAGUUAUUGGUUUCCUACGAAAUCCCAACUUAAAGGCCCGUCAUUGGACCGAUAUAGAGACUGCGCUGAACAUACGCGUAUUUCAAGAAGAGGGCAUACGUAUAUCCACCUACGAGGCGGCUGGCGCCUUCGAACCAGAGAAGGCCGCUAUACUGAUGGAAAUUUCUUCACAGGCUACCGGCGAGUCACAGCUCGAAGCCAUGCUUAAAACUAUUGAAAAUAUUUGGAAGGAAACGGAAUUGGCGAUCGUCAACCAUCACGAUCAAAAAGACGUAUUUAUAUUAGCCGGUACGGAGGAAUUGCAAGUGAUCUUGGACGAUUCGACGGUGAACAUCAACACAAUUGCGGCUUCGAAGUUUGUCGGACCAAUUAAAUCUAAAGUAGAAGAGUGGAUUGAGCUGAUGGAGUUGUUCAAUGAGAUGUUAGAGGUCUGGUUGAAUUGUCAAACAACAUGGAUUUACUUGGAAGCAAUAUUCUCCUCGCCUGAUAUACAACGGCAAUUGCCGCAAGAGGCCAAAAUGUUUUUCACUGUCGACAAGAGCUUCAAAAAUAUUAUGCGUCAUGCGAAGAAGGUUGCACUAGCGCUGCCCGUGAUGACCGAUCGUAAUACCUUUGAUGAAAUCAAUGAAAACAAUCGCUUAUUGGACUUGAUUAGCCGCGGUUUGGAGGCAUAUCUCGAAGUGAAGCGCGUCGUCUUUCCAAGAUUCUACUUCUUAUCCAAUGAUGAACUGCUCGAGAUAUUGGCGCAGACACGUGUGCCACAGGCUGUACAGCCGCAUUUGCGCAAAUGUUUCGACGCUAUAUAUCGGCUGGAGUUCGGUCAGAAGGAGAGCGGUGAUGGUGGCAAAAUGAUACCGACCAAUGAUAUAAUUGCCUUCAUUUCGCCCGAAGGCGAAAAGCUGCUCUUCGGUAAAGGACUCAAAGCACGCGGUGCCGUCGAAGAGUGGCUCAGCAAGGUCGAAGAGGCAAUGUUUAUUGCCGUCAAGCGGUAUAUGCGUUUCGGUUAUCAGUGUUAUCCGGCUAAGGAGCGAGAUGAAUGGUUUCAGGACCAUCCAAAUCAAGUGGUGUUAACUAUAUCCCAGCAACAAUGGGCUGCUGAUGUUCAUUUUAUUUUGGAUAGCCCAAGAGCCGAUCCAUCCGUGAAGCUGAAAAAAAUGAAAGAAUUCGAAAAGAAAUGUUUCAAAAAUUUGGCUGCCUUAGCGGCUCUGACUCGAAAGGACAUAACUUCCUUGCUGCGUAAAGUGCUUUGUGCGCUCAUAACAAUCGAUGUGCAUGCUAAGGAUUCGGUAACACUUUUAAUCGAUAAGGAGGUGACGAAAAACACUGACUUCAACUGGCUGAAGAUGUUGCGCUUCUACUGGAGCUUUGACACCGACAGCGUCUAUACACGCAUGGCAUCUGCCAAUAUACCAUACUACUAUGAAUACUUGGGCGCCGGUGGUGUACUAGUAUUGACACCACUAACAGAUCGCUGUUACCUCUGCUUGAUGGGUGCUUUACAAAUGGACCUGGGUGGUGCACCGGCGGGACCAGCAGGUACGGGCAAAACGGAAACAACUAAGGAUUUAGCCAAAGCUGUGGCCAAACAAUGUGUCGUCUUCAAUUGCUCGGAGGGUCUGGACUAUAAAAUGAUGGGACGCUUCUUCUCUGGUUUGGCGCAAUGUGGCGCUUGGUGUUGCUUUGACGAGUUCAAUCGUAUCGAUAUCGAAGUAUUGUCCGUCAUUGCGCAGCAGUUGAUUACUAUACGAAAUGCCAAAGUAAUAAAUGCCAAACGUUUCAUCUUUGAGGGACGUGAGAUCAAGCUGAACAAAUCUUGCGCCGUUUUCAUCACCAUGAAUCCAGGCUAUGCGGGACGCACAGAGUUGCCCGAUAAUCUAAAAGCGCUCUUCCGUCCCAUGUCGAUGAUGGUGCCGGAUUAUGCGCUCAUCUCUGAGGUUAUUCUGUACUCGGAGGGUUUCGAAUAUCCGAAAAUACUCGCACACAAAAUGGUGCAAAUGUACAAACUAUGUAGCGAGCAGCUCAGUCAGCAGAAUCACUACGAUUUCGGCAUGCGUGCGGUUAAGUCUGUAUUGGUCAUGGCGGGAGCGCUGAAACGUGCCGCGCCCGAUCAACGUGAAGACAUAACACUGAUCGCCGCAUUACGUGACUCGAAUAUACCGAAGUUUUUGGCUGAGGAUGCCGGGCUCUUUCGCGGCAUACUUAGCGAUUUGUUUCCGGGUGUCGAAUUACCGGAUUCAUCACAUCCCGAUUUGGAGGAAGGUAUGAUCGAGGGCCUUAAGUUGAAGAAUCUACAGCCAGUAGCAAUCACGCUGCGUAAAGGCAUACAGUUAUAUGAGACAAUGUGCGUACGCUGGGGUGUCAUGUUGGUGGGGCCGACAGGAGGCGGUAAAACAGCGGUACUCCAUAACCUGGCUUUCGCAUUGAAUUACUUGUAUGAAAAUGAGGUUCCCGGUCCAUACUUUCGGCCAGUGACCAUGCAAACUAUGAACCCAAAAGCGGUACAUAUCAAUGAACUGUAUGGGUAUGUUGAUUCAAAGACGCUCGAAUGGCAAGACGGUUUGCUGGGCUUGGCUGUGCGUACGGCGGUGAAUUGUGAAGAGGAAAUACAUCAGUGGAUCAUAUGCGAUGGUCCCGUCGAUGCAGUUUGGAUUGAGAAUUUAAAUACCGUACUGGACGACAAUAAAAUGUUGUGUCUAGCGAACUCCGAGCGCAUCAAAUUAACCGCCUGGGUACAUAUGGUUUUCGAAGUACAAGAUUUGGCACAAGCCUCGCCUGCUACGGUCUCACGCUGUGGCAUGGUUUAUGUUGAUCCCGAUGAUUUGGGUUGGCUGCCCUUAGUCGAUUCGUGGAAAGCAAGCGAUGUUCAGAGUAAACUGACCGCUGAACAAAUGGAAUUUCUCUACUCGCUCUUUAUCAAGUAUUUCGAUAAGAAAUUGAAAUGGGCCAACAAAUAUGGUACCUAUAUGAUACAUCAGGUCACAAGUGCCAAGGUUUGUCUACUCUGUGAACUGUUGGCUUCAUUAAUCGAACAGAAAAAGUGGACUAAUAGCACGCCGAAUGAGUAUAAACCGUUGCUGAGUAAAAUGUUUGGUUGGUCUGUGUUGUGGGCGGUGGCUUCAAACUUCAAAGACGCCGAAAAGGACAGUUUCGAACGAAAGAUUAGAGAAAUUGUGGCAGAUGAUACGAACUUUGACUUUCCUUCUGGCACACUCUGGGAUUACUAUAUCAGUAUGGAGACUAUGAAGUGGGAAAACUGGAAUGCCAUAAUUGAUACAUUUGUUUUUGAUCCUCAAAUGAAGUAUUUCGAUAUGCAAGUACCAACUGUGGAUACAACCAAGUAUGGCUACGUCUCAGAGUUGCUUUUCAUGCGCAGAUUUCCCGUUAUGUUUACGGGUGACACAGGUGUCGGCAAAUCUGUGCUAGCAAUCUCAGUACUAAAGAAACUUUCAAAAGGCAAUGUGGUACCAGUGCUCCUGAAUUUCUCGGCACAAACGGGUAGCUUGCGUACCCAAGAAAUGGUUGAGGCGCAACUAGAAAAACGUAAGCGUACACAGCUUAGUGCACCCUUCGGUAAAAUGGUGAUCGUUUUCAUAGACGAUGUGAAUAUGCCAAAGUUGGAUACGUACGGCAGUCAACCAGCGAUUGAGCUCUUGAGACAAUUUUUGGAUUUCAAAGGUUUAUAUGAUCGUGAGAAACUCUUUUGGAAGGAGAUAUUGGAUGUGGUACUUGGUUGCGCCUGUGCGCCGCCAGGUGGUGGUCGAAAUCCUCUAACGCCGCGUUAUGUGCGCCACUUUGCGCUCUUCUCACUGCCUAAACCGAAUAAUGACACCUUGACGACUAUAUUCGCUGGCAUACUUACAGGUUUCCUGGACUCCUUCUCAUCUGUCAUACGUCCGCUCUCCAUACCCAUAGUCAACGCUUGUGUCGAUGUUUACUCGAGAAUUGCCAACGAAAUGUUGCCAACUCCGGAUAAAUCACAUUACAUAUUUAACUUGAGAGAUUUAUCGAAGUGUGUGCAGGGCAUUCUACAAGCGAGCAAUACGCAUUAUAAUCAGGAGAUACAAAUUUUACGUCUCUUUUUUCAUGAGACUACACGUGUCUUCCACGAUCGUUUGAUCAACGAUGAAGAUAAGGGCAUAUUUAAUAAUAUAAUGCAUGAAGUUUGUUUGAAACACUUCAAUAAGGAAGUUUUGAAGAAAGACGAACCACCUAUACUCUUCGGCGAUUUUAUGAUAUUCGGUAAGCCCAAAAACGAACGCAUCUAUGAAGAGAUCGGUGAUCAUAAGAAGUUGGAAAGCAUACUCAACGACUACAUUGAGGAUUACAACUCGAUGACGGGCAAGAGUAUGCGCUUGAUACUCUUUCAGGAUGCUUUGGAGCACACUGUGCGUCUAGCGCGUUUGCUGCGCAGUGAUCGCGGUUAUGGUUUGUUGGUUGGCGUGGCUGGUAUGGGUAAGCAGUCGUUGACACGGCUCGCGGCCCAUGUUAAUGAGUAUAAAUGUCUGCAAAUUGAGUUGAAACGCAACUAUGAUAUUAAUGGAUUUCACGAGGAUCUGAGACUCAUCUAUCGUUUUGCGGGCAUUGAAAACAAUCCGGUAGUCUUUCUAAUGAUCGACACACAAAUUGUCGAAGAAGAGUUCUUAGAAGAUAUAAAUAACAUGCUUAACUCGGGUGAGGUGCCGAAUCUCUUUGAGGGCGACGACUAUGAGAAAGUAAUAUUAGAUGCACGCGAAGCUUGUAAUACCGCAAUGGCUGGGGGCUGCAGUCGUGACGAAAUUUAUAAGUUUUUCAUCAAUCGCGUACGCAAUAAUCUACAUGUCGUGCUCUCUAUGAGUCCGGUUGGUGACGCCUUUCGACGACGUUGCCGCAUGUUUCCGUCAUUAGUGAACUGCACUACGAUUGAUUGGUUCUCAAAUUGGCCCACAGAGGCCUUGUAUUCUGUGGCUUUGGGCGUGUUACAAGAUAUUGCGCGAGAUAAAAAGGAUCGUGUCGCCUUGGCUAGCACGACGGUUUUUAUGCACAAAACUGUUGAAGAAGCUUCAGUACGCUUUUACAAGGAAAUGAAGCGACACUAUUACACCACACCAAGCAGCUAUUUGGAACUGCUGAAGCUGUAUCAAAAUUUAUUGAAGGUUAAGUCCGAUGAGAUAAUCGCUAAACGAAAGCGUAUCGCCAAUGGGCUGAAUAAAAUUUUGGCGACCAACGAUAUUAUUGCUGUUAUGCAAAAAGAACUGGAAGUAAUGGUGCCACAAUUAGACGAAAAGUCUGCAAUUAUGAAACAGUUGGUUGAUCGUCUCAACUUCGAUACGAAACAAGCGGAUCAAGUAAAAGAGGCCGUUAUGCGCGAUGAGAAUGUAGCGAAAGAGAAAGCCGCCGUCUGCAAAGUGAUAUCAGACGAUGCCAAUAAAGAUUUGGAAAUCGCGAUGCCGGCCUUGCGUGACGCUGACGAAGCGUUAAAGAACUUGACUAAAGCUGAUAUCAAUGAACUGAAGUCUUUCACCACACCGCCUGCUUUGGUACAGUUCACCAUGGAGGCCGUGUGCAUUUUAUUGGGCUCCAAAACCGAUUGGGCUUCGGCUAAGCGUAUCAUGGCCGAUGUGAAUUUCUUGAAACGCCUCUUUGAGUAUGAUAAGGAACACAUUAAGGAAGAUGUGCUCAAGAAACUAAAGAAAUAUAUUGAGCACAAAGACUUUCUGCCAGCGAAAUUGGAAAAGGUCAGCAAAGUUGCUUCGUCGGUUUGUAUGUGGGUUAUCGCUAUGGAUAAAUUCUCCAAAGUUUAUAAAGUGGUCGAGCCGAAAUUGAAGCGCAAGGAAGCGGCGGAUGCUGAGCUCAAAGCCAUCAUGACGGUACUCAAGCAGAAACAAAAGGAAUUAGCUGCUGUUGAAGCUAAAAUACAAGCGCUACAAGAAGACUUGGAGGAGAAAAAUCGUGAAUUUAAAACCAUACAAGACGCUGUCGACUUGACUUAUGGGCGCAUCAAUCGCGCUGGACGUCUAACGUCGGCGCUAUCAGAAGAGGAAAUACGUUGGAAAGAAACUGUGAAGACCCUAACACAAGAUCUGCAAUGUGUGCCGGGUGAUGUGUUGGUCUCAGCGGCUUGCGUCGCCUAUCUUGGCGCCUUUUCGACGGAGUAUCGCGACGAAAUGUGCACACAAUGGGUUGCCAAAUGUCAGGAGCAACAAAUACCUUCAAGCGGUGAAUUCUUUCUACUCAAAGUACUCGGCGAUCCAUACGAAAUGCGUCAAUGGACCAUGGAUGGCUUGCCCAAAGACACGGUUUCAAUUGAGAACGGUCUCUACGCUACGCGUGCACUACGCUGGCCACUUAUGAUCGAUCCACAAGAGCAGGCUAAUCGCUGGAUACGCAAUAUGGAAAAGGCAAACGGCCUUAUAGUAUGCAAAAUGACUGACGGCACUUUACUGCGUACGCUGGAAAAUGCUGUGCGCCAAGGAUUUCCGGUAUUGCUUGAAGAUAUUGACGAAAAUAUUGAUCCAUCGAUACGUCCGAUACUGCAACGCGAGACAUAUGUACAUGAAGGACGGGUCUAUUUGAAGUUGGGCGAUGUAGUUAUCGAUUACGAUCCACAUUUCAAGCUUUACAUGACUACGAAAUUAGCGAACCCCCAUUAUCUACCCGAGAUUUGUAUUAAUGUUACGUUGGUGAAUUUCUUGGUAACAGAAAGUGGUUUGGAGGAUCAACUGCUGGCUGAUAUCGUGGCCAUUGAACUACCGGCUAUGGAAGUACAGCGUAAUGAUCUCAUUGUCAAAAUAAACACAGACAAGCAGCAGUUAUUGGCUUUGGAGGAUAAGGUGCUCAAAUUGCUCUACAAUUCACAAGGAAAUAUUUUGGAUGACGAGGAGCUGGUUGAAACGCUCAAUGAUGCCAAGGAAACUUCAUUAAUUAUUGCCACUCGGCUCAUCGACACCGAAGAAACAGAGAAAGUCAUUACGGCCACACGCGAAAAGUACCGUUCGCUAGCUUCACGUGGCGCCAUACUUUACUUUGUUGUUGCCAGUUUGGCUGAUGUUGAUCCUAUGUACCAGUAUAGCCUUAAGUACUUCUCGCAAGUGUUCUGCAAUGUCAUACGUCAAGAUCAUCCGAAACAAACAAUCGAAGAACGCAUAAAUCAAUUAAAAUUAGAUGAGUUGAAGGCGAUUUUCGAAAAUGUUUCACGUGGCCUCUUCGAGAAUCAUAAGAUUAUAUUUAGUUUUCUGUUGGCGACGGCAAUCGAAAAACAAGAGGGUCGUAUAACACAAACCGACAUGAAUUUUCUGACACGCGGUCGUGUGGGCGCCGUGCCUUAUAAAGAGAAGCCAAGCAAUAUUUCACUAACAGAUGAAGACUGGGAAACUUGCCUAUUUUUGGAGGAAGAAUUGCCAGCAUAUUUCAAAGGCUUUCCGGCGGCGCUAAAUAAGCCUUUCUAUCUGGAAAUACUCAAAACCAGAGAGGUUUUCAACUUCACUACCUCAAGAGAACCACCAAUCGACACGUGGAACAAACGUUUAACAAUUUUUCACAAACUCAUGUUUAUACGCGUUUUCCGACGCGAGCGCUUUCUGCUACACGUUGUACUCUACUUAACGGCCACCGUUGGUAAAUACUUCACGGAAACGUCUGCGGCAGGCAGUCAACUUAAAACUGUUUUUGCAGAUACCAAUAGCAUCACACCUAUGGUCUUCGUACUCUCUACCGGCUCCGAUCCGAUGGCUGCUUUCCUCAAGUUUGCCGAUGAAAUGAAGUACAUGGAUAAAUUCUAUUCAAUCUCGCUGGGACAAGGACAAGGACCCAUUGCCGAGAGUUUGAUUGAGAAGAGCCUACGUUUGGGUCACUGGGUAUUCUUACAGAACUGCCAUUUGGCGACAUCGUGGAUGCGUCAGAUGGAAACUAUUGUGCGCAACAUCACUUUGGGCAUAAGCAAGGCGCAUGACGAUUUCCGUUUAUUCCUCUCGUCUAUGCCAACAAAGAGCUUUCCUAUCAGCGUGCUACAAAACUCAGUAAAACUAACAAAUGAGCCACCCAAGGGCAUUAAAGCCAAUGUUUUGGGUGCACUCAACGAUUUGGAAAGAACUUUCUUCGAAAAGCAUGCGCUACAUGCGAAGUGGCGUGCUAUCGUCUUCGGUCUAUGUAUGUUUCAUGCGGUCAUUUUGGAACGUCGCAAAUUCGGUCCACUCGGCUGGAAUAUUAUGUACGAAUUCAAUGAAAGUGAUCGUGAUUGUGGUCUAAAAACAUUGGAGUUUUUCAUAAAUCGUCAGAAAGUGGAAGAAAUUCCAUGGGAUGCAAUAUUUUAUAUAAAUGGCGAAAUCACAUGGGGUGGCCGUGUGACCGACUAUUGGGAUCAACGUUGUCUGAAAACCGUAUUGAAGACAUUUUCGUCACCGAGAAUUAUCGAACCAGGCUACAAAUACUCGCGUGGUGAUCCCUACUAUUGUGAUCCACAAAGAUUUACCGUUGAUGAAUACAUACAUUAUGUACAGAACUUUCCAACUAUUGAGGAUCCCGAGAUCUUUGGCAUGAAUCAAAAUGCAAAUAUUGUAUUUCAGACGAAGGAAACGAAUUUUUUUAUUAGCACACUGUUGUUGGGACAGCCACGCGCAGCGGCCGAUGAAGGACAAGCUGAGGAAAAUGAAACGGCGUUGGAUGUCAUUCGUUAUAUACAAGGCGUGCUGCUGACGAAGAUAAAGCGAGAUGAACUACACGAAUCACUGACAGUAUUGGACGCCAAGGGUCAAUUACCCUCCCUGACCACGGUGUUGGUGCAAGAGAUUGAUCGUUAUAAUAUUAGCUUGAAAGUGGUACACGACAGUCUCAUAAAUCUCGCUAAAGCUAUUAAAGGUCUUGUCGUGAUGUCCGAACAAUUGGAGGAAGUCUUCAAGGCUCUGCUCACCAAUGUAGUGCCCAAUUUAUGGGCUAAGAAAAGCUUUCUCUCCAUCAAGCCACUACCAAAUUACAUCACAGAUUUUCAGCGUCGCAUUGAAUUCAUACAAAAUUGGGCACGUAAUGGUGGACCACGUUCAUAUUGGAUUAGCGGUUUCUACUUUCCACAAUCUUUUCUCACCGGUUUACUGCAGACGCAUGCGCGUAAACGUGUGCUGCCCAUUGAUUCACUGAAGAUCGACUUUAAAGUCUUCGAUUGGGUUAUCAUACAGCAGGCGGUGUUUGAGCGCCGCGUUAGUGGAAAGGAUUUCGAAGCACUUUAUGGCUCACUACCUGAAUCGACUGAAGCUGGCGUCAAUGUGCAUGGUAUAUUUAUUGAGGCAGCACGUUGGGACUCGCAAAAGGGUGGUCUCUGGGAUGCCGAACAUGGCGAACUCUUUAGCCGUUUACCAGUUGUACGUUUUAUACCCUGCCUAUCCCUAACACCAGGUGAUCGUUAUGAUGCGCCACUCUAUAAGACCCAAGCACGUUCUGGUGUACUCUCAACAACUGGCCAUUCUACCAAUUUUAUACUCUCCAUAUUAUUGGAGAGCCGUAGUCCACCUGAUUUCUGGAUAUUACGCGGCACCGCAUUGGUUUCGGGCGUUGCAGAUAAUAUUUCAUGA
This is a messenger RNA of Bactrocera tryoni, 11964 nucleotides long. It is a transcript of the gene Dhc16F, whose product is annotated as dynein heavy chain 6, axonemal. Gene Ontology annotation, biological process: microtubule-based movement. The transcript is spliced from 39 exons. The record is from RefSeq and is a predicted model, not a curated record. Gene Ontology annotation, cellular component: dynein complex. NCBI's taxonomy places the organism in Eukaryota, Metazoa, Arthropoda, Insecta, Diptera, Tephritidae. Bases 1 to 11964 code for a protein of 3987 amino acids. Gene Ontology annotation, molecular function: minus-end-directed microtubule motor activity; dynein intermediate chain binding; ATP binding.